Acyrthosiphon pisum (pea aphid) is the source of this 4510-nucleotide messenger RNA. RefSeq names its product glutamate-gated chloride channel. The transcript has 12 exons. Gene Ontology annotation, molecular function: transmembrane signaling receptor activity; extracellular ligand-gated monoatomic ion channel activity. Gene Ontology annotation, biological process: monoatomic ion transmembrane transport. Lineage: Eukaryota; Metazoa; Arthropoda; Insecta; Hemiptera; Aphididae. Bases 517 to 1827 code for a protein of 436 amino acids. The record is from RefSeq and is a predicted model, not a curated record. Gene Ontology annotation, cellular component: membrane.
GUGAAAUUUAUCGUCCACGCAGUGCCCGCUUAGUUGCUGUUCGUUCAUGGUGUUCCGAUAUAAUUCGUUGAGCCACCAUAAUAAUAAUUAUACUGUAUAUUAUUACUAUAUAGUUCGAUUCGGAUACGUUUCAAUAAUAGACACGAGACCUCCGUAUUACUACCGGCAUAGAUUUUUAAAUAAUUCCAAUCGCGACGUUUUAGGUUACACGUAUACCUCCAUAGGUGUAUUAUAGACCGCAUUAUCACCGUUAUUCAACUGUACUAGACGAUAAAGCUCGUCCGAACGAACGCGUACACAGGCUCGACGUUUGCUGGUUCGUGGAUUAAGGAUUUGAUAACAGAACGUGAAAGAACCGCAAUUCUCCACUGUCUAAUGGAAACGUGGUGUAUUGUUUUUUCCCUCUAUGUAACGUGUUUUAAAGUGCAGAAACAAAAAAAUAUGCUUUAGUGCUCAGAUGUCUGUAUGGCAUAUACUUACAAGUUAUAUUGAAUAUUGUGCAAUAUAUCGUAGACGAUGAACUUUUCAAAAUUACUGUACGUAUCUAUACUUUGCGUAUCAAUUUUGAAAUAUUCAGAAUCAGUGCAGCCUAAAGAAGUACCAUUCAAAUUUGAAAAUGGAAAAUCUGACAAACAUAUACUUGAUCAUCUAUUGAAUACCGACAUUUAUGACAAGCGACUAUUACCACCGUCAUAUGGUCCUUCAAUAGUCAAUGUCAGCGUAGUGUUAUUUACAUUGUCAUCCCCCGAUGAAUCAAGUUUGAAAUAUGACAUUGAAUUUCUGCUGCAACAAGAGUGGUACGAUUCAAGACUGAAGUAUCCAAAUCAGACAGCUUUCAGCGUUCUGAACGGUAUUCACCAUCAGGGUGACAUAUGGCUGCCUGACACGAACUUUCAUAUGCACGGUGACUUUAAGCCGAGCCAGCGGCCUAUAAGGUUCACUCUAAACGUGUACAAUGACGGCCGAGUUGAGUACACAACCAGACGUCAUCUGAUGUUGGUUUGCGAAGGAUCGAUGAAAAUAUUCCCAUUCGAUCAACCACUGUGUACAUUUUCCAUGGAAAGCAUAUCGUAUGAGAAGUCUGAUUUAAAGUAUGUCUGGAAAGAAGACAAUUUUGUUUUAAUAAAGUCACCUAAUCUGAAAACUUCAAAUGCUUACUUGGAACGAAAUCGAACUUAUGAAUGUGCUUCUACUGGAAGUUGGAGAGGUAAUUACAGUUGUCUACAAGUGGAAUUGAUAUUUAGUAGAGAUAGGACGUUUUACUUCGCUACUAUUUUCAUACCAGGGUUAAUUUUAGUUACCUCAUCAUUUAUCACAUUUUUCCUAGAAUGGGAUGCAGUGCCAGCGCGGACAAUUAUUGGAGUUACAACAAUGUUGAAUUACUUUACGACCUCCAACAGUUUCCGCCGGACAUUGCCCGACGUGGCUAAUUUGACAGCUAUGAAUGUUUGGGAUGGAGUUUGUAUGUGCUUUGUGUUUGCCAGUUUCAUAGAAUUUGUAAUAGUAAAUUGUACGGGGAGGAGAAAUGUAAAAUCAAACAUUUCAAGUAACGCAGGAAGUUGCAGUAUUUCAAAGAAGAUUACCAAAGAAUUUAAAUGCCCGGAAUGUGCUCAAAAUGUUUGUUCGCAUUCACUACUCAUAGAUGUUCUGCCGAAAGUGAAUGAAAAGAUCGCGACGAAACCGUCUGACCAAGUCCAUUUGGCCAUGAGGAUCGACACGGUGGCCAGGUUAACGUUCCCCUCUGCGUUUGUCAUGUUUUUGGCAUUCUUCUUUUUCUACUACUCAGCGAAUGCCAACAACCGGGCUAUAUCCGUCAAUACCAAUUGAACUAAUUGCCGAAGAUCCCAGUGAUCUAGAUCAUACCAUAAAGGGCAAUCGGGGCAUCUGAAAUCCUUUUCCCAUCACAAUCCCUUAGGAUGGCCUGAUAAGAGUACAACCCAAAACGAAAGGUCCACCGUCAUGGUCCACCAUGUAUCACUUAUAUAAAUAAAAUAUACAGACUGUCUCACUGAAGCGUUUAUCCCCGUAUUUUAUUUAAAUUUAAAUUAAUAUUUUUGAAAUGAGAUCUCGGAAAACCAUUGCCAAGUCUGAGAGUCACGAUUAUUUUAAUUUUUUUUUAUAUCUGGUUUCCCUAAAUUUUAAAUUUAAAUUAAAAUUCUUGCUUAUGCAUUUUCAAGAUGGCAAAUUUAUAAAAUCUUAUAUUAGUGUAUAUAUUUCAGCAGUUGAAUUGUUCAUUUAUAUUGAGCAGUAUUCAAAUAGUUGUGUAAGAUUUAAAAUAAAUUAUAUGAGACAUCAUUGUAGAUACCUGUUUAAUGUUUAUGUAUAUACCUACCUAAUAAUGUGAUAAUAUUAAGUAUUAACACAGUGAACACUCAUUAUAAUAUUGAAAAGUAGUAAUACCUAAUUUUUUGAAAUUUUCUUGAAAAUAUUUUACUUAAAAUUGAGUGUUAAUUUUCACUGUUCAAAUAAUCACACUGUACAUUGAAUAUAGUGCAGUACGUACCACUUUAGUGGCGUAUUUAGGUUUUUGUCUUGGAGGGAGCGGGGUAUGAUUUUAUCCAGUAACCCGGCCUUUAAAGUGAGAAGCCUCAAGUUAGGACCCCGAAAACUUUCACAUAUUAUAUACACAUACAGCCUAUGGAGGGAUUGAUCCCCUUGAUCCCCUUCUCCGUAAAUACGCCACUGUACCACUAUAAUAGUAAAUACCGUUUUAGGUCGUUUCAGUUUCAUGUCAUAAUAUCUUCGGUUAAAAUAUCUUGGUCAAAAUAUCUUAUAACAAAAAUGUCUUAGGUUAAAAUAUCGAUUAAACUGAUUUUUUAAAAAUGUUUAUUCAUAUUUUUUAUUUAUUUUAUUUUUAUAGAGUGCGGCGUAAUAGACUCCCACAUUUCCGAGUUGAAUUUAAAAAAAACUGUACAAGAUAUGGAUAUUUUUUUUUUAAUUUACUGAAACUACAUUAAAUAAGGUUUUUUUUAAAGUUAUUUUUUAAAAAUUAUAUCGUCCAAAUGGUUGCGACGCACAUUUGGAGCCGUUCUCGAAAGUUUUCCAUUACUCUCGCCAGCAUAUCGAGUGGAAUCCCAGAGAUUACUUGAUGAAUAGCCUCCUUUAGUUCUUCAAUGGUUCUAGGUCGAUAUUUGAUAACUUCAGCUUUUAGGUAUUCCCAUAAGAAAUAGUCACAUGGGCUCAAAUCAGGGGAGCGAGGAGGCCAUGCAAUGUUUUCCCCUAAGGAGAUCAGGUGACCAGAAGAAAUAUUUCUUGUAAAAUAUCGUGAAAACAACGGGCCUUAUGAUCUGUGGCCCCAUCCUGUUGAAACCAGAUAGCAUCAGUAUUUUCACUCUUCAAUUUUUUUUUUUUUUUUGGAAGUGAUUGGAAGUGACAGUAACUGAAAAAAAUGGUUCCAAAUGUGCGUCGCUCGAAAAGGCAAUCAUUUGGACGACAUAAUUUUUAAAAAAUAACUUUAAAGAAAACCUUAUUUAAUAUAGUUUCAAUAAAUAAAAAAAAUGUCCAUAUCUUGUAUAGUUUAUUUUUAAUUCACCUCGGAAAUGUGGGAGUCCAUUACGCCACACCCUGUAUAAAUAUAUUGUGUACAAAAUGUAUAAUAAUUAUUUAAUAAUAUAGUGUUAGUAUGAUCCUUAUAAAAUUAUUAUUGUAAAAAAAACAUUGAAAAAAUCAUAGUUAAAAAUGAAUUAUUUAAAUUCAUAUUAGUGAUUAAUUAAUACUGGACAUUAUAAGAUAAACCUCUUAAAUAUUAAACUGUUGGUAUUUUAGAGCAAUUUUCCACGAUUAUUUUUAUUUUUUUAUCAUGAUCUCUAUACUUUUUACAACGUGUUGGGCUUGCUUCUCCCGAUAAACGUUUUUCCAAUCGAACCUGAUAUCAUGUAAUUCUAUAUAUAAUUCUAUUUGUAAGUAAAUAAAUAAAUUAAAUAAGAUGAAAUAUAAAUACCUCUUGUAACACUUGCUCAUGUUUUAAGAAGCGUAUGACUUUCCAUAUUGAAGCGAUGCACAAGACAUACCACCGGAGGUCUUUCGACGUAUAUUUGAGGGUAUAGAGAUAAAUUCAUUUUAUGAAUAUAAAUUAAAAAAUUAGCUUAAAAAAAUUUUGACCAAAGACAUUUCUGCCAUACGAUAUUUUGACUAAAGAUAUUAUUUCGAAGAUAUUUUGACCUGUCACCGGUCGUUUCACAUAUUACCAUAAGAUUUUAGAACAUGGGUAGUAUAAUAAUAUUUUAAAUCGAUGUUACUGUUUGAUGAAACAAAUUAUAUUCGUAUAAUCAACAACAUUUUGUAAUUUCUGAUUUCUGUGUAGGACCUAUUUUAACUAAGCCGUACAAAAUAUUAUACUCGGUGGAUGUUUUGUUCAAAAAGAUAAAUUAUUAAGUACAUGCAUAUUAUAUAACUUAUUAAGUAAGUAUAUGCAUAUUAUAUAUUAUAUUACAUAAUAUAUGAUAUAGUUAUACACAUCACACAGUAUAAAUCGGUAUCACUUUAAUUUCUGUUUUUUUGUUUUAAAAAA